Messenger RNA from Myzus persicae (green peach aphid), 799 nucleotides. RefSeq lists its product as uncharacterized. Bases 151 to 681 code for a protein of 176 amino acids. The record is from RefSeq and is a predicted model, not a curated record. The transcript has a single exon. NCBI's taxonomy places the organism in Eukaryota, Metazoa, Arthropoda, Insecta, Hemiptera, Aphididae.
GAUUGGAUUUCAAUAGCUCAGGACUACAACAACAAAUGGAACUUCCCCCAUUGCCUCGGCGCUAUUGAUGGGAAGCAUAUUGUAAUACAAUGUCCGGGAAACAGUGGCUCCGAAUUUUAUAACUAUAAAGGGACAUUUAGUAUUGUCUUAAUGGCUUUAGUAGAUGCAAAUUAUUUUAUUUCGUAUAUUGACGUUGGGUGUCAAGGUCGUAUCAGUGACGGUGGUGUUUUUAGAAAUACAUCUCUUUACAAAAAACUAGAACAGAACGAACUUAAUCUUCCAAUAGAUGAGCCACUUCCAACAAAAACCGAAAUAAUGCCAUAUGUUUUUGUCGGAGAUGACGCAUUUGCAUUGGGCAAACAUAUGAUGAAACCAUACUCGGGCGUUUAUGAAAAAGGUAACUCAAAACGUAUAUUUAAUUAUAGGCUUUCAAGAGCUCGCCGUAUUGUUGAGAACGUAUUUGGUAUAAUGUCAUCCGUUUUCCGUGUUUUGAGAAAGCCAAUUUUAUUAAAUGAAGACAGAGUUUCAGACAUAGCAAUGACGUGUGCAUUGCUGCACAAUUUUUUAAGAAGAAGUAAGUCAUCAAGAUCAAGCUAUUCUCCCCCAGGAACAUUUGAUUCUGAACAUGAAAAUGAAGACCAAUCAGGUUCCUGGAGAACAGACCAGGGUGAUAUGACAUAAUUUUUGUCACUUCGAAGAGUAGCUCGAAAAUCUGGACUUGAAGCUCUCCGAAUAAGAGAUUUAUUCGCAGAAUACUUCGUGACAAACGGAGCAGUAACUUGGCAGAAUAACAAAUAAU